Phascolarctos cinereus (koala) is the source of this 1430-nucleotide messenger RNA. RefSeq names its product galactose mutarotase (gene GALM). NCBI's taxonomy places the organism in Eukaryota, Metazoa, Chordata, Mammalia, Diprotodontia, Phascolarctidae. The record is from RefSeq and is a predicted model, not a curated record. Gene Ontology annotation, biological process: glucose metabolic process; beta-D-galactose catabolic process via UDP-galactose, Leloir pathway. Gene Ontology annotation, molecular function: aldose 1-epimerase activity; carbohydrate binding.
CUGCAAAGUAACCCUAAAUCUAGGAGCGGGCCGGAUUAAGCGAUCUGAGGGCUGGCCUUCCUAUCCCGGAGAUAGGGCGGGCGGGAGGAGGAGUUUAACUUCUCUUUUCUAAAGUAACCUCGGCCCCGCUCCCGGUGUGUGGUUUCUACUCCUAGGUGUUCCUGGUACCUGGGCUGCAGCUCGGUGGUGUGGGCUUGCUGGUUGUUUUCCUUUCCCUUUCGCCCAUGGCUUCGGUGACCAGAAGUGUGUUUGGGGAUCUCCCCGGUGGAGCAGGGACUGUAGAGAAGUUCCAUCUACAAUCAGACCAGCUGAGAAUGGAGAUUAUCUCCCUGGGCUGCACUAUCACCGCACUGGAGGUCAAAGACAGGGAUGGGAAAUUCUCAGAUGUGGUGCUGGGCUUUGCCGAGCUAGAAGGGUAUCUCAAGAAGCAUCCAUACUUUGGAGCAGUAGUUGGACGAGUGGCCAACCGAAUUGCCAAAGGGACCUUCACCAUAGAGGGGAAAGAAUACAAGUUGGCCAUCAACAAUGGACCUAAUAGUCUACAUGGAGGACUGAAAGGUUUUGACAAGGUCCUUUGGACCCCUCAAGUGCUGCCAAAUGGCAUUCAGUUCUCUCGGAUCAGUCCAGAUGGAGAGGAAGGCUACCCUGGCCAGUUGAAAGUUUGGGUCACAUACACGCUCGAUGGGGGGCAGUUAAUAGUGAAUUACAAAGCCCAGACCAGCAGCACCACGCCGGUCAGUCUGACCAACCACUCAUAUUUCAACCUGGCGGGCCACGGUUCUCCGAAUAUAUAUGAUCACGAAGUUUGUAUAGAUGCUGAAGCUUUUUUGCCUGUCGAUGAUAACCUGAUCACGACUGGAAAAAUGGAAUCUGUGCAGGGGACUGCAUUUGACCUGAGGAAGCCGGUGGAACUGGGAAAGCACAUAGAGAAGUUCCACAUUAAUGGUUUUGACCACAACUUCUGUCUGAAGGAUACGAAAGAGAAGCAUUUUUGUGCAAGAGUCUAUCAUCCCCGCACUGGACGGAAGCUAGAAGUAUACACAACCCAGCCUGGGGUUCAGUUUUACACGGCCAAUUUCCUGGAUGGAACACUGAAGGGAAAGGGGGGUGCCGUAUACCCCAAACACUCAGGUUUUUGCCUUGAGACCCAGAGCUGGCCAGAUGCAGUCAACAAGCCACAUUUUCCUCGUGUACUGCUCCGUCCAGGUGAAGAAUAUAACCACACUACUUGGUUCAAUUUUUCUGUGGCUUAAGGAGGGUCACAUUGGCCCUACCAGAUGAAGAGCACACAAACAAUGGAAAUACAUCUAAAGCCUCUUCAGCAACCAAAGUCUUAGGUUUCUCCUUCAUAAGAGGGGAAGUGUUAUAUGUCAAGGAGCUAAAAGUAAUCAGCUGGGUUGAAGUAAUCACAGUGAUAGAUGCUAGAUUAA